Messenger RNA from Mytilus californianus (California mussel), 8345 nucleotides. RefSeq lists its product as uncharacterized. Gene Ontology annotation, biological process: protein ubiquitination; Notch signaling pathway. Bases 199 to 3894 code for a protein of 1231 amino acids. Gene Ontology annotation, molecular function: metal ion binding. Lineage: Eukaryota; Metazoa; Mollusca; Bivalvia; Mytilida; Mytilidae. The record is from RefSeq and is a predicted model, not a curated record. The transcript has 13 exons.
UACAGUUUUGAAAAGGAAAGGAAGAAAGGAUAUUUCCAACAACCAGAAUCCCUCAAAGAUACAGGUCAUAUUUUAGAAAGUAGAUUUUCAUCUACAUUUGGAAGUGUCUGUAUCCAAGUUGUUCCUAUUGAGCCAGGAACUAAUAUCAAUGAACAGCUUGUGACAAAAUUUGUUUCCAAUAUCAAUACUGCAGAAGGAAUGGAGAUGAGACCAGAACACAACAGAUUCACUCUGUAUGCAAGCAAUCACUUAGAGAUUAAAAAAGUGAUCACAGAAUGUCUUUUUCAAAAUCAUGAUUUAAGACUGACUUCAGUAGCUAUUAUUCUUGAUGACAACAGAAUGAAGCAUAUUGCACAAGACAUAAAAGUAAUUAAAGAGGUUGUAUAUGAAGAUCAAACGAAUCCUUACUUGCAGAUUCUUCGAAUAUAUAUAAAAAGCAGGACUCAGUUUGAUGGUUUUCUUGAAGAUAAAUGUAAAGAAAUAGACAAAGAGCUAGGAAAACAAGGAAUGACACUUGGAUUUGUUAAGAGAGCAGCUUCUUCAAUUUUUCGACAAAAACAACUUCCACCUUGGAAGAAAGUAUUUCUUCAAGGCAAAGAUAAGCAACAAUAUUUAGUGAUAACAGGGAACAGCAAUGAUGUUAUGAGAACGAGGAAGAGACUUCUUGAUAUUGUGCAAAAAAGAAAACAGCCAAAGGUUUGGUAUUAUGUGGAUACAAUGAAAGCAAAAAUCCAGUUUAAUGAUCAUAUUUGUAAAAGACUUAACUUAUCUGGAUCAGCUUUUGAAGGUGAACAAGUUGUCAAAGUAAAAGAUGAAGAAAAUCAGCUUUGGGAAUUUGAUUUGAGAAAGAUGAAAUGUACUAGAGAUAAGAUUACAUAUACACUUAAACACGAAGAAGUGACAGAAUCAAGUGUUGAUCCUUUGCAUGAAGAGUUUGAUGAUACAAACAGGAACACUGGAUUAAUGGAAGCUUCAGGGUCAAUAAUUAAAGAAUGUACCUUUGAAAUAAAUCCAGUUCUUAAGCAAAAGCAGUUUAAAGGGAAAAUUUUAAAGAUGCUGGAAGCUAGGAAUAUCAACUUCAAUAAAACAACAUUGGAAAUAACAGGCUCGUUUGAAGAAAUGACUUCAUUGAACCAACAAAUUAUAAAUGAUUUUGGAAUAGAAACUGGUGUUUUUUCCAAAGAUGAGACUGUUAUAGCAGCAAAGCAUACUAACACUCAAAUGAAGUCAAAUUGGAAACCAAAACCAGACAAUAAAUUCCAACAUGUUGCUGAAAUUAAAAUUCCAUACAUGGAAUACAGAAUGCUUAAGUUUUUUUGUCCAGAGUGUCAGCUGUUCAAAGGUUCACCAACAUACGAUAAUGGUGUACUGCAGAAAUUUCUUCAUGUAGGUGAAAGGGAAGAUGAAUUGAAGGAGAUCUUACAAUCCAAAUCAAUAUAUUUUCAGUCUUUGACCACUUUUGAUGUUCCUAUGCCUGAAGAUUGGACAAUUACUGAUUUAAAAUUGAAAGAGGUUGAAACUGAGUUGAACAUUAUAUCUCCUGAAAUAUUUUGUUUCCGUUCAAAAGAUGCAAAAACACUCACAUUGAAGGGCAAUCAGUAUGAAAAACUACAAAUGGCGAAGACAAAAUGUGAAUUCAUUUUAGGUAUUAAACAGAAAGGGAGAGGAGGUCGUAGAGAUAGAGUAAUUUCUACUGAUCCUUCAUAUAAAAAGGUAGGAAAUGAGCAGAUGGGCAAUAAAUCAUUCAGUCAAAGUGUGACUCCUUCAAGAUCAUCAUUUUCUCAGAGCUUUAGUGGGGGAUCCAGUACUCCAUCAGCACCUCCUCCAAGUGCUGCUACUUUUAAAACUUCAGAAGGUUUAUUGAUCCACGUCUAUGAAGGAAACAUUCUUAAUUUGAAAGUAGACUGUAUAGUAAAUGCCGCCAAUGAGAGUUUAAGUCAUGGUGGAGGUGUAGCAGAUGUGAUAUCAAGAGCAGCCGGUUAUGGAUUUCAGCAGGAGAGUGAUGAUUACAUUCAAAGACAUGGUCAGUUGAUGGUUACAGAAUGCUGUACCACAUCUGCAGGCAGUCUUCCAUAUCAGUGUGUAAUUCAUGCAGUGGGCCCAAGAUGGUAUAACUACACCGAUAAAAGAAAAUGUGCAAAUGACUUGGAGGAAACUGUUAAAAACUGUUUCCAUGAAGCAGAGAAGAAGAUGCUGACAUCUGUUGCUAUACCAGCAAUUAGUUCAGGUAUAUUUGGAGUUCCAAGAGAAGUCUGCUGUACCCAGUAUUGUAAUGCUGUGAAAAACUACAGCAAUAUUUUUGGAAGAGCAACUUGCCUUAGAGAAAUUCACUUUAUGGAUAAGGAUACUUUUAUGGUUGGAUUAAUACAGAAAGAAUUCAAACAAAACCUGAACAUUGAUCAAUCAUUCCAGUCUUCUGGUAGUAGAGUGUCAAACACAUCUGGUCAUUCAUUGUCAAAGAAUGAUAAUACACCUCAAUUUACAAGGUCACUUUCAGAUGAUGCAGCAAAAGCAGGGAAAUACUCUGGUAGUACAAAUGGUAAAAAUAGCAACCCAAACUCUACUGUUAAGCAAGAGAAAUUCCAAAAGCAGUACAUGACGGCCAAAGGGUUUAAAGUUCAUGUAGUCCAAGAUGAUAUCACUAAAAUGAGUGUAGAUAUCAUUAUUUGCCCACAGGAUGACUAUUGCUUGAGUAAAGGUAGAAUAGCCAAAGCCAUAGCCAAUGCAAGUAAUGAAAGAUAUAGGACCGAUGUUCUUGGUAUGAAAACUGUGAAAAGGUGCGAGGUAAAAAAAAUUGCAGCCUCACCUUCUACACUUCCUUUUAAGUAUGUUCUUCAUACAGUUGCACCGAGAUGGGAUAAGGAUGCUGUAAAAGAUAAUGCCAAAUUCAUGAAGGAAUUGGGUCUGACAAUACGCAAUAUACUAAAGCACUGUAGUGACAGUAAAAAUAUAUCAACUGCAGCAAUACCUGUUUUAGGAAUUGGAGCUGAUGGCCAUGAUACACCAUAUGUCACUUAUGCAUCAAUCCUAUCAAAGGAGAUCUCACAAGAACUGCAGAAUGACAAAUUCAGCAUGCAUGAAUUAUAUAUCGUCACCAGUGAAUGGGGUAUGGCUUUAGCAGUUACUGAUCAGCUUGACAAAGAAAUACUGUUCUCACCAUGUACUUCUUUUCAAAGACGAAAGCGUCAAAAUAAAGAUACUACUGAUGGAACUGAUGUUGAUAAAGAUGGUAAACGAAAUAGAAAUAGCACGACUGGAGCAAUACCAAAGUCAGGAACUGGGAAACUUGGCACUACAGUAAAGGGUGGAAAUUUGGAAGAUUGUGUGAUUUGUAUGGAUACACCUGAUGACCCCAGGAGACUUCAAUGUGGUCAUGUAUAUUGCCAUAAUUGCAUCAGCCAGCAUUUUAAAGUAAAUAAUCCUGUCUGUCCAACAUGUGGUUCCAUACAAGGUGUUGUAACUGGUAACCAACCACCUGGUACCAUGAAAAUAUCUAGAAGAUUUAGCCACUUAGCUGGUUAUCCUGAAUGUGGACGAAUUGAAAUUGAAUAUAUAAUUGAUUCAGGAAGACAAGGGCCAGAACAUAUAGAGGAAGGACGUAGGUUUGAAGGUAUAAGAAGAAUAGGAUAUCUACCAGAUAAUAGGAAAGGACAAUUAGUGGCAAAGAUGUUAAGAGUAGCAUUUGACAGGAAGUUGGUAUUCACCAUUGGUGAUUCUCGUACAACUGGAAAACAAGGAGUUGUAACAUGGAAUGAUAUCCACCAUAAAACAAACCCAAAACCAUAUGAACAAUUUGGAUACCCAGAUGACACCUACUUGGAUAGAGUUAUUGAUGAGCUUUCUGCUAAAGGUGUCACAGAAAAAGAUAUAGGACCAAACACGGCCAUUUACUAGGAAGGAUUUCCUUAAAACAUUGAAAGAUUAGGCAGACAGUUGUAGAAAAGGCUCAAGAAAUGAAAGUUACACUACAACUUUGGAAAGAGAUAAGAAUCCUGGACAAAAAUUUAUUUAAUUUUUAGUUAGAGAUUAUACAGUAGAUUACUUUUCAAUCAAUCAUAACUUUUAUAUAUACAAGAAAGGCAGGUAAUAUGUAUUGAAUAAAACAUAUAUCACUAAUUUAUUGGAUACACAGUGUCAGUACUGUUUUUAAAAUAAAUAGUGCAAAAACAGCCACUUGAGAUGCCUUCACAUGUGUGUGUUUUAUAUGUAAAUGGAUUAACCUGUAAGAUUUGUAAAUUUAACUGUAUAACCAAGAAAGCUAACAUGUCAUUUGUUAUAUUUGUUAUUAUCUAUUCUAAAUUGUUUUGGGUCAGUUUUUGUUUGAAGAGUUUUUGCUGUGUAUAGCUUAGAAAUAACAAUGCUUAUGCAUAUAUUGAUAUAUAUUUGCUUAUCUACCAAAUUCAAUUUAAACUUUAAAAAAGAUUAGACUACAGUUAUGAAAUGUGGUUUGUAAAGUCAUUGUACGCAAGCAAAAGCUAAAAUUAUCUAUGGGUUUUAUAACUGUAAACUGCAUUUCAAUGAAUUGUAUUUCAUAAUUUCAACAAUUUUUAGAACCAUAACUUCAACAAUGAGUAAAGCCCAUAGUCAGCUAUAAAAGGCCCCUAAAUGACAAUUGUAAAAUAAUUCAAACAAUAAAACUGACCGCCUAAUUUAUGUACAAAAUAAUGAACGAAAAAAAAAAUACCGGUAUGUAACACAGCAACAAACGACAACCACUGAAUUACAGGGUCCUGACUUGGGACAUGCACAUACGAAAUGUGGCGAGGUUAAACAUGUUAGCAGGCGCCCAACUCUCCCCCUAACCUGGGACAGUGGUGUGACAGUACAACAUAAGAACAAACUAUAAAAAUCAGUUGAAAAAGGCUCAACUCAUCAGAUGGAUACAAAUAGAAAUACAUCUAACAAAAACACAGAGUGGACGUGGCUAGGUACUUGUAUAUCCCAACAACAAAAAGACACUAAGUACAGAUCUGAGAGUACUCGCAGUUACUGACAGCUAGUUCAAAGCUAAUAACAACUGAUAAAAAAAAUAUCAUGCAUCUAAGACUAAUAUAUGUAGAUUAUAGAUAUGUAUUGGGUUUAUAUAAAAUGUUUAUGCUUUUUCAUGCUUGAAUAUCUGUAUAAUUGAUUUUUUACUAAUGUAGUCUUUUAAUUUUUAAUUAAUGAAAAUAUUUUGAUUUAUUCUGUAGCCAUCAAUGAUCACUUAUUAUAACCAGACAUCUGUUUCAAUAAUCAUGUAAGAACAUAAUUAAACUUUUGCAUACAAGAUAUCUUGAACUGUUAUUCUCUUUCUAUUACUAAUUUUUUUAAGAAAUAUAUAUAUUUAUUGCUUUUUAAUAGAUUUUUUGGCCAUGGUUUUAUCCCCUUUUUGCUCUAAGAUUUUAAACUUGUGAUACUUACUAGCUUAAAUUGACCCCUGCUACGGUAAAAUAACCAAAUAAAAAAUCAGAGCUCCAGUUACCCUCUUGUCAUAUUUGUCUCUAAUACAACGUACAGUUACGCAGAAUCUUAACGAAGGGAUGCUAAUACAGUAGAGGCACAGGCUCUUUAUAUAAAACCUUAUACUUUAGAAAAAAGUAAAAUAACAAAAAUACCGAGCUGCAAGGGAAAUUCAAUAUGGAGAGUCCCUUAUAAAAUGGCAAAAUCAAAAGUUCAAACAAUUCUCACGAAUGGAAAACAACUUUCAUAUUUCUGACUUGGUACAGGCAUUUCUUUAUAUAGGAAAUGGUGAAUUUAAUCUGGUUUUAUAGCUAGCUAAACCUCUCACUUGUAUGUUAGAAUGAAGAAGACCAGGAUACUUCAUAUCUUGUUAUCACCUGGCACAUGUCAGUAGCCCACGACCUUAUUUUGAGUAUAUGUAUGUGUUUGUCUUGCAGGAUUAAUCUUGACCACAAUUGUGUGGUUAAUUUUGUAUGCUUGAUAAGGUCCAUGCACACUUUUGUUUAUGAAAGGAUUCAAAUAACUGCAUUUCUUAAAUUAUUGUUGGUCACCCUUUAGAAAAAACUUGUCUUAACACACACUCUUGUAGAGGUUAUAAAAAGUAGCAUUUUAUUUAUGGUAAUUCUCACUGGUUCUUAACUAACAUAUUUAAUUUUUUCCUGUACAAUUAUAAUGUAAGUAGUUAUUGCCUUACCUUCUAUGUAAGGUGCAGUAUUAAAAACAAGUGUUUACUGCUGAAAUGUUGACUUAAAGUAUUAAUUAACCACAGAACAUGAAUUAAACACCACAACAGGGCAGGUUAACAUGUUUUAUCACAUAUUUUGUACUAAAAUGUACGUCUUUGCAUGUCCAAUAAUAGCCAGAAGUCCGAGUCGGUUAUUUGUCCUCGGGGGCCAAUAUCCACAUUUGCCCUCAAAUACCCAUAUGGAACACCCAAUUUUAACUUCCAGUAAACAUGUCAAUCAAAAACAUAAACAAGAGGGCAUCUGGAGAUGAUUCAGAAAUAAUGUUACCUCACUGUGAUAAAUAUUUUUUAAAUGUUUCUUCAAAUGUUAUUUAAAUUUGUGCUAAUAUCAAACUUAACUUUUAUAUAUGCUUUCCUUUUCUCAACCUUGAAAAUAUGUGACAAAUAGAUCAUUACAAGCAAGGCAUUUUCCAUAUUGUCUCUGUUAUCAGCCCUAGGGCUAUGUCCUCUGGCUUGAUAUGGGAGACUGAGGCUGAUGCCAGAGCCUGAUUGUACUGAUCUUUAUGCAGAUGGAAGCUAUAGUGAUGGGGAAGAGACCUAUUAAUAAAAGGGUCAAAUGGUCGAUGGUGAAGGUGACUGAUAUUAAAAAUUUUAGAGGAAACAAAUGAAAAAAAUGGUUUCCUGCUGGUAACAAGGGUUUCCUUUACUUGAUUAUUUUGAAGUUAUACAGUUGGACGAUUUUUGAAAGCAAGAUAGGCAUAUUGAUUUUUAGGUCAAAGGUCAAGCUCACUGUUUUUUUUAGUUUUCAUGGUAUGAUUAGAAUAAAACUUUCACAAAUUGAAGAAGCAAGAAAGGAAAAGCAGCCUUUUGGGGUUAAAGCUGUAAAUGUCAAGGUCACUGAAAUUUUACUAAAAAGAACAAUUCUUCCAAUAUAUGAUUUAAAGAUAGCAGAUUGAGUUUUCCCUGCUUGUGUUAUUCAUUAAUUAAUUAAGAUGGUAGAUUUGUAAUGCAUGUUUGGUAUUGAUAAGUAUUGACAUUUUGCUUAUUGUAAUCUUAUGUUGUAUAAACUGCUUUAGUGUGACGUGUGAUAUAUAUGUUUUUUUUAUCAAUAAAUAUUAACCAGUUGUUCAGAGAACACAGUUAUCGUCCUUUGCUUUGAUUUUCGUUGUCUACAAAUAUAGUCAUAUAGUCCCCACUGUGAACAGUGUAUUAGUUGCAAUUUUUUUCAUACCCCUUUCCAAAUUUAUUUCUUAAUGUUAUAUACCUCAAAUGGCAAGUAUGGGGGUGAAAUUACACUGUUAAAAAAUUUGGGUCUUGAAUUUUAAAGUAAAGUAGUGAUUUGGUUCAGCUGAAAAAAGUUAAAAACUAGUGUGUCUGAAGCUUUCAAAAGACUUCAAGAUCCCCUUAACAUAAAAUUGACCAUAUUUUGAAUUAGAGCUGAUGAAGUUUUCGAUUAUUUUAAUAUAAUUUGUCCCAAAAGUAGAACACCACACUGUAAAAAUAUUAUUGAGAAAGCGCAGGUGGAUUUUUUUUUUUAUUUUCAUUUUUUGUCUAAAAGAAAUGCACUUCGAAAUAACUGUGUUCUCGGGCUAGUUUAAAAAUUGUUGAUGGGAUUAUUGGUGAUUUGAAAAAAAUAGAAAUCUAGAUCUUUUAAUGAAUGGGAUUACUAUAGUAACUACUAAACUUACUUCAUUUACCAAAUUGAUUUCGAUUAACAUAUAUGUAUUUGAAUAUUAAAGAAUACCAUUUAGAUUUUAAGAAUUACAAUAUGCAUUUGAAUGAGUUUUGUCUUUUUUGAAAUAGUAUAAAGAUGCAUAAAUAUAAACCUUAAAAGGCAUGAUUGCUGUUAUAGAACUUAUAAAUUAUAGUUAUGAUUUUGAAAAGUUGGCUAGUUUAUAUAUAUAUAAUACAUAUAUAAUUUGAAUAAACUUCAAUGGUGAUGUGUUUAUCUCUUUAAUUGGAAGUCUUAAAAACUGUAUCAUUAUAGUACUUCAAUCCAAAAGCUGAAUGAAGAUUGUAUCCCCAAUGCUGCAAUUUAGAGACCCACCAGAAAAAUUAAUCCAACCCAGUAUUAGCUGUUACCAUUACAUUCUCAUCACCAAUUAUUCUUAGAUAUAAUAUAAUUUUGAAUAGAAUAGUGCAGCGAAGUUAUAGUAUAUAAAUUUUAUAUUUGUAUUAAUGUUAACAUCAGCACAUAAAAAUUAACAUUGUUUUUGUUAGA